This is a messenger RNA of Clarias gariepinus (North African catfish), 6485 nucleotides long. Its product is annotated as rabenosyn-5. Lineage: Eukaryota; Metazoa; Chordata; Actinopteri; Siluriformes; Clariidae. The coding region runs from base 278 to 2569 and encodes 763 amino acids. Gene Ontology annotation, molecular function: metal ion binding. The transcript is spliced from 12 exons. The record is from RefSeq and is a predicted model, not a curated record.
CCCGUUUUCACGAAAAUCCCACCUUCUGCUCGAGGAUUGGGACACCAUGGCGUGCCGAUAGCUAUUAACCAAUCCCAAACAGAAUCUGGUACAGGAUUAACCAAUGAAACAGCAGAGGCGGGAUUUGACGUAAUACAGAUUUCCUGUGUGAAUGUUUGUCAACCCCCCGAUCCUACUCAUACAGUGAUGGAGAGGCUUCGUGUUGUUCACACAAGGCACGAUCUACUGAUGCCGUCUUCUCCUCUUUAACCCACUUUAACAGUGUGUUCUGACCUUUAUGGACCUCAUGGCCUCUAGUUACACUGCUCAGUUGGAUGACUCGGCAGAGGUGAAGGAGGGCUUCCUCUGCCCGCUGUGUCUGAAAGACCUACAAUCGUUCUACCAGCUGCAGGAUCACUACGAAGAAGCGCACUCCGGAGACAACCGCCAAGUCAGCGGCCAGCUUAGAAGCCUGGUGCAGAAAGCAAAGAAAGCAAAAGACAAACUCCUGAAACGGGAUGGAGAUGAGAGAACAGAAAGCAGCUAUGAGUCCUUUUACUAUGGAGGUGUCGAUCCCUACAUGUGGGAGCCUCAGGAACUGGGAGCCACUCGGAGUCACCUGGAACAUUUUAAGAAACACAGAGCUGCUAGGAUUGAUCAUUAUGUCAUUGAGGUCAACAAGCGCAUCAUCAGGCUGGAGAAGCUCAUUUCUUUCGAUAGAACUAAUAUGGAUGGUGGGAAAAUAAGAGCACUAGAAAAAUCAGUCGUGCCAUGGGUGAGCGAUCAGGACGUACCAUUCUGCCCCGACUGUGGUGAAAAGUUCGGCAUGAGGAAUCGGCGUCAUCACUGUCGUCUCUGUGGAUCAAUAAUGUGCAAAAAAUGCAUGGAAUUUGUGCCUCUUCCUUUGGCAUAUAAGUUAACAAGUGGCACACGAGAGGCCUUGUGUGUCCCUGGCAGUCCCAGACAGGGUGUGUCCCCUGGUGGAGGAGGCCCCACAAUGCAACAUACCUCACGGCGCGGCUCCAUCACCAGCCUCUCAUCUGUAAGCUCCGUACUUGAGGAAAAAGACGAAGACAGAAUUCGUUGCUGCCAUCACUGCAUGGAGGCUCUGCUCCGUCACCAGCACAAGCUGGAGGAGAAAGACCAUGUGCCAGAUAUUGUCAAACUCUAUGAGAGGCUUAGGAUGUGCAUGGAAAAAGUGGACGAGAAGGCGCCAGAAUACAUCCGCAUGGCCGAGUCCCUCAACGCUGGCGAGACCAUGUAUAACCUCGAAACUGCUGGUGGCCUCCGGAUAGAGGUGCAGAAAUACUACGAGCACAUUGAUGCUCUAAGCAAGAAGAUUCUAACACUUGGACUAAAAGAUGAGGUGCCACCACAUCGGAAAGCAGUCCAGCUACAGAAGAUGGUUCGCUACUCAGCGACGCUGUUUGUGCAGGAGAAGUUGUUGGGUCUGAUGUCUCUUCCAACAAAAGAGAAAUAUGAGGAGCUAAAAGAGAAAAGGAAAGAAGAACAGGAAAAGAAGCUCCAGCAGGAGAGACAGGCGGCUCUGGAGGCACAGAAGCGUCGACUGGAAAUUGAAAAGAACCGUGCAACCCACAGUGCUAACGGAGACGCACAUCGCCCCUCACUAGGCCCUCGCAUGACUAAAGGUGGCGGCUGGUUGCCCUCCUCGACCUCUCACUCCACCAUCGAACUGGAUGACCCACUGCUGCAGCAGAUUAACAACAUUGAAUCGUUCCUCCAGCAGGCACGUGCAGCAAAUCGCACAGAUGAAGCAGCCAUGCUGGAGGAGAACCUGCGACAGCUUCAGGAGGAGUUUGACGCUCAGCAGAUGAGCCAAGCCAUUGAGAUCUCACAACGUCAAGCCCAGGAAGAGGACCUACAAAGAAGCCAGAUCCUUCAUCUGCAGCAGAAGGAGCUGGAGAGCAAAAUGUCCAAAAUAGACUUCUCAGAUCUGGGGGAUUUAAAGGAUGUCAAAGAACACUGGGAGAGAGAAGAAGAAGGGUGGGAUUUGAAAACAAAUCCACAACACAAGACUUUAUCAAUAAACUCAUUUCCGCGUUUGCCGGGAAAUUCGCCACCUUUACAGAGCGAUGAAUGCACUACAACUCCCCCUAGUGGAGAGACUUCACUAAAUCCAUUUGAUGAAGAUGAUGCCACUCCGGUUGAGGAAGACUCCACAAACCCUUUUAGUGAAGAGAUCCAGAAAGAGCAGCGGAAAGCUGUUGAGAAACCCAAAGAAUACAACCCAUUUGAGGAAGGUGAGGACGAGGAAGUAGACACUGGGAAGAUAGGUUCUUCCAGGAACCCCUUCGAAGAUGAUAUUGAGAAUAAUGACAAAAGUAACCCAUUCAAAGACACAUCAGACGAGGCGCCAUCUGCCUCGACGAAUCCCUUUGAAGAUGAUGAUGACACACCAGCGCUGGAUGACAUAAUAGAGGAAGAGCUCUUGCUUCAGCAGAUCGAUAACAUCCGUGCUUACAUAUUUGACGCCAAGCAUAAUGGACGUACAGAUGAAGUGGAGUUGCUGUCCCAAAACCUGAGGGAGCUACAGUGCACUUUACAGGAGCAGAAAAGAAAAGCACACUGACCCCUGGUGAUUUUUGUCCAUCAUACAAAUUCUGGUUUUCUUCGAUUGGGAUCAAGAAGGAAAGAUUUAAGUGUUUAAAGUUUUGCCAUUUGUUUCGGUUACUAGUACUGGCGUUUGGUAUGCACUUAUAUCUGAGAGACUAAAGCAGGAUGGAUAAAACGCUGACAUAGUGGGUAACAUUUAUACAUAGCGUGUCUAAUUUUAGUCAUACAUGAACAAAACAUUGGUCUAUGUUAUUAUUUUGGUUAUGUUAGAUCAGAAAUAAUCUUUUAGGUCUAAUAUUCAUUGGGCCUCAUUUAUCAUUCUCAGUGAAAUGUGUGUGGAAAUGUUCUCGCAGGUCAAACCGAACUACAAAUGUUUGCCAGAUCUUUGGAAACACUAAGGUUCGUCAUGCUAACAUGGGCAUGUUGAUAAAAAUCCAUUUACCCAUAAAUUUCCAAAUCCAUUCAUAUAUGAGACGAUUUACACUCAGUGACACCAAAGCAAUAAAAGGAAGCAUUUCUGUGAAUACGAGUCAAAAAUUAUCCGCACUCUGGCUGUAGAAUUUAUUUUAAUUCACUUAGAAAAGACUUUUCGACGCAAUCCCCUUGCUUUUCAAUUCACUUUGUCCAUAUGCCAACAAGCCUUUGUAUUCCCUCAAUCGAAAAUUUUUUUUAGUCUGAGCUGCAAGACAUGAAUGCACAAUGUUUUUACGUCUUUAUCGGAAAUGAUCCGUCCAGUCCUUGUAGAGCUGCUUUCCAGGGACCAAACAGGUCAAAGUUCGAUAGAGCAAGAUCAAGACUAUAGGGAGGAUGCUUUAACACCUGAAAGUGAAGUUUUUGCAGAGAAGUGUCGACAGUGUGGGCAAAAGUGUGAGGAUGUGCAUUGUGCAAGUAUAGACUUGAGCACUUCAAAAAGCAUCUCACUAUAAUGCGCACUGCUAAUUUUUGACUCACUCGGUUGACGUAGUAGCCCUUUAAAAUUUUUGCUCUACUGCCAUUUUCCUUUGCCCCCCACUUGCGGAUUAGCUUACUACUCAUGCAGAGUUCCAGAAGGUGUGUAAUGUAUGUUGUUUUUACAGUUGCAUUUGUAUUCUUCAGUGGAGACCAUAACAGACUUAGCUUAUCAUUUAACAGGGUUUUUGUCCAAAGGAGUUGCACAAAAUUGGCAUAAAAUUACUUAGUAAUUGAAAUAAAUAAGCAAUUUAUACCAGCAUAUAAAUUAUACUUUAUAAGGAGACGUGCAAAUCAAACUGGGACUGCGAAUGAGGGCCGUAAUACCCAUUGACGUUUACAGAAGCCUUCAGGACCUCAGUAAAACAUGUGAACAGUGCAAAUGUUUUAAAGAAGGCUGUACGUCUGUGAAUGACGAUCCCAGCUGAGGUGGCUUGGAGCCCAUUGGCGUUAUUCCCGCUUAAAUUUAGCAAGUAAAACGCCUUAUACUUGAAAAUCGACUGAUGAAUGUGUGCUGUUAUUCUGCACCAUCAAAAUUCCCGGUCGCACUUGAACUCCCAUCGUAUAUAAAAAAUACGGUAUUUAAUAAGUUAUGCAGUUUAAACUAUCAUUAAGAAUCUCCUUUAGCAUAUAAACCUACACAAACUUACUCCUGCAAAAGACUUCAUACGCAGUUUGAUAAAUGAGGCCCAUUAUUUGGUAACACUGCUUACAUUGAAACUGUCAGCCAUAAACACACACAAAUGUUAGCACAGGGAAAGUUAGGGUUGACAUCAGGUUUCCUCAUAAUCCAUAUUUUAUAGCUAAUAUAAAAGGGUCUUCUUACUAUAACACUAUUUUCAGCAUGUCAAAAAUGUUGCUUUCUUCAAGGGCUGAACAACAGGGCUAAAAUACUCUCACUCACUCAUCUUCUAUACCGCUUUAUCCUGUAUUCAGGGUCGCGGGGACCUGGAGCCAAUCCCAGGAGGCUUAGUGCACGAGGCAGGGUACACCCUGGUCAGGGUGCCAAUCCAUCGCAGGGCACACACCCAUCCACACACUAUGGGCAAUUUAGGAACGUCAAUUAACCUAACCUACAUGUCUUUUGAAUGUGGGAGGAAACCGAAGUACCCAGAGUAAACCCACCAAGCAAGAGGAGAACAUGCAAACUCCACGCACACAGACGGGAACCGAAUCCGGCCCCUGGAGGUGCAAGGCGACAGUGCUAACCACUACACCACCAUGCCGCCAGCUAAAAUACUGUCAUCAUUAUAUUCCUCCUUGUAAAUUUAACAAGUCUGAUUACAAAGUUGCUCACACAGAACAUCUGAUCAGUCCAGAUUGCUUGCUUGGUAGUUCAUUGGUAUGACAGGACAUUACUGCUACACAUGGGGAAACAAAAAUCUUAUUAGCAUCUUAUUAUUGUCAGCUGCACCAUUUAUUAAAACCAAUUUAUAACUGUCUUUUUCAUAAUGAGAUGUUAACCUUUUAACUCAAUUAUUUCUAAUAGUUUAGAUGGUUGAAGUAGUAAGAAGAUGCCUUCUUAAAAUAUAAUAACAUUGAUCAUGAUUUUUCCCUUGCAUAGCAACAAGUAAUCUGUGAUAUCAUUGGUGGAAAGGUGAACACACUUUACUUAGCAAUUGUUCUACUGGGAAUAGGUGAUGUACACUGCCUGGCCAAAAAACAAAGUGGAACAUGCGCACACAUUUCUUUCGACUGCUUUUAGCUUUGAUUGCGGCCUGCAGUGUAGUGGCCAGUUCAUGUGUGAGCCAUUCUUUCACAAACUGAGCCAUAAAAUAUCCCUGUGCACUCCAGGAAGAAAAACUCCAUAGAUGUGAUAACCUUGUCAUUCAGUACAUUCCGUUCAUCUGCUGGCUUUCUUUUAGCACCUCAUAGCAUAAUUGAACCUAGACUUGACCAACUGAAGCAACUCGCGAUUAUAACACUGCUUCAGAGGCUUGUACAGUGGACACAAUGCAUGAUGGCUGCAUCGCUUCAUGUGCUUCCGUUCCAUUCCAUGACCUUUUACCUUUUUCAACUGCUCCAAUCUUUAUUCUUUAUAUCUGCCUAGUAAAUUGAAGCCAAUGUUUUACAAUGCAGUUUCACCAAGCAUUUAAGUGAUCUCCAUUUAUGAUCAUUUGUUUUUCCAAAUACAUUUCUCCAAUGUAUACUUCCAGUUCCACAGUAUACUUCCAGGUGUUGGAAAGUUAAUAUAAUAAUCAAAAAUAGAUAAUCAAAAUCCAGUCCAGCCGGAGUCUACUCUAAGUCUUUGCAUGAUGCAGGCCAAUAAUUUAAUGCUUUUUUUUUUUUUGGACAGGCAGUGCAUUUUCCAGAGUACUGAUCAAAGGAUCUGUAUUACUUAAAUCGAGCAGUUGUGUAGGAUUUGUAAUACUAAUUUGAUAAGGAUUUAAUUUCAAGAUCUACAUACCUGCUUGUGUGUAGACAAUAAAUAAUUUCAAGUUGUUUGCAUAAAUGCAGAUUUUCACAUGUAAAAGUCAGCCAAAACUCUGACCCUUUUAGUCAUUUGAUCAACCUAUCAAAUACACACAUUACCCCGCAAUUCAGCUAACUGUCGUUGCACCUGUGUUAAUAGGUUUCUUCUUGCUUUUUGACUUGGUAUUCUACAGUCUCUAAAGCUCUGUGUUGGAUGUCUGCUUAAAUCUUUUAUCUACACUUUAGUUACAAAAUGGAUGAUAUGUUUAACACUAAAUCAGUUCUGCACUGACAGGUCUAUCAUACACUCUUAGAGAGAAUCACAAUACAACGUACAGAGUUUUAUUUAUCAUGACUACGCAGUAUUUCAAGCGACCUGAUGGAGUACCACUAAAGACUUGUCUGCGCAGACCAAAUGCUGAAUUUUUGUUUGUGAUAUUUCUCAGACACUUUGGCAUUAAUUAUGUGUUCGUGGCUAACGUCAGUGCAAAGUCUGUUAGCAUUUCAGUAAUGAAGCCUGUUCAUAUUCAGAAUGCAAACACUGCACUAAUAAAAACAACAAAGUAACUGGA